Aspergillus steynii IBT 23096 is the source of this 2474-nucleotide messenger RNA. RefSeq lists its product as uncharacterized. Bases 286 to 2250 code for a protein of 654 amino acids. The record is from RefSeq and is a predicted model, not a curated record. The transcript is spliced from 2 exons. NCBI's taxonomy places the organism in Eukaryota, Fungi, Ascomycota, Eurotiomycetes, Eurotiales, Aspergillaceae.
GACCUCGACAAUCCGGUUAACGAUGCAGCCCAUGCCUGUUCUUCACACUAGGCCGAGCCUCUCACCGUUCAGAUCCUUGACGCCUUUGCGCUGAUAGGCCGCUCGUGGGUUUUUUUAGGAAUCCUUCAGGCCAAGAUGUGAGACCAUGAGGGGUAUAUGUCACACGCGGUGCCGUGAAGACGCGGUCUUUUCUUUUUCUACUCCAUAUGUUUUCUCGUUGAUAUUCACGCCAGUGCCAUUGUCUUACUGCCUGGAGUCAUUCGAGCUGGUACCGCACGAGGCAUCAUGAGCCAAUUUCAACUCUUUCCUCCAACCUCGCCCAAGAAGGUCUCGAAGAAUCCCUUUCGUAGGGAGCUCAAGAGACCGACCGAGACUGUCAAACCCGCCAGUCCGAUUCCGCUGGAGGAUCUGAGCAACAAGGAGACCAAGACAGAGGCCGUGCUGCUUCAGAUCAUCGAGGACACGAACGAGAUCCAACCGCCGCCCAAGGCUCGCAUCUCCAAGUCAAACGCUGCUGCGGAAAAAGGCCCGGACAAAUGGUCAACGUCGCCCCCCAAAGCCAGCCUGCAGAAGACAGAAUGGGAUGUGCCUUCGAAGGAAAUCGAAUUGAACUCGCCAGGAGCGAGCAGCUCGCGCUCGGUCCAGAAAGCGCCUCAACGCUCGGAGUCACCAGAAAUCCCGAUGAAGUCGAUGUUCCCUCGGUAUAAUCCCAACGUGCCUCUGAGCGAGCAACAGUACUAUCCCGGGGCUUCGAGUCAAAGUUCUCGAUCUCGCAAACCCAAGGAUCUGACGCUGUCGCCUCAGCCGGAGAUCGAUCGUGCUCUAGGACCCAAGACGGUGCCUGCCAGCGUGAUGAACUUCCCAUUGGGUGCGCUGGACCCGGCAGACGAGGUCCAUUACUCUUCUGCAGCAGAGCUCCAAGGUCUAUGGGAAGCCGCCAAUGGCCAACGGCCUCAGGAUCUGUCAGGGACCUUCAAUCUGCGCAUGGCACGGACGGACCCUGCCACCUUCAUCUUCGGCGACCCCCAAUCGCCCUUCUACACCAUGCAGACAUACUCCACCGACGAGCUCUCCAUCACUCGCACCAACCCGUCCAACCCCAGCAGCAGCGUCCCCAUCAUGAUGCUCAAACUCGAAGACCGCCGCCGUCGCGAGCCACCCAACGACGGCCUCGUCUCGCGGCUCUUCUCCCGACUGGCCGCCAUGCUCGCCAUCGAACAGGCCGAAGAACUGACCCGCCAACACCGACUCGGGCCCGCCGAGGCCGCCGAAGUCGAAGGCGACGCCCUCAAGCGCGCCGCCGCCCAGGAAUCCUGCCGUCUCACCUGGAACCACCCUAAGCAGCUCUACGAACUACAUCACCCGUCGCUCGACAAGCCCCAACCGCCGGCCCUCGUCGGCGCUGUCGGCAUCCCGCUCUCCCCCGUGCCCUCCAAAUACUCCGGCACGCUGCACAUCAGCAUCUCGACGCCCUCGCGCGACUCCAAGCACCGCCAACAACCACCCACCAUCCUCGUCACGACCCCGUUACCCGCCAACGCAGUCGAGUCUGCCAACGUCGCCGCCACGCCACGCACCUCCACCCUGCCCCUGACCGAGUCCGACGACCCCCUGGCCUCGCUGGACCUCGGCUCCAUGACCCUGUCCAUCUCUGCCGCCGCCAUCGUCACCAUCAUUCCGUCCCUGUACGCCAUCGACUCCCUGAUCAGCGCGAUGCUGGCCGUCGCCGUGUCCGAUGAAUCGACGAACCCGAUCCUCGCAGACAUGACCCUCUACGAUCCCCAUAGCCAGGCCCACAACAGCCAACCCUCCUCGUUCUUCCGCGAUGCCCGCUUCGACGGAAAGCUAGUCGCCACGCUCGCCGAACGCGACGACACAGAGCAAUCCAACCAGCUCAUGGCGCAGAUCAAAUCCGCUGCGAGCCGGAACCCGCGCAGUUGGUUUCGUUGGCGCUCUGGCCCUGACGAUCCCAGCGCUGACCCAAGCACCAACCCGCCCAAAGCCAAGGGGAAGCCGAAGAAGAGCAAGAACCAGAAAAUCGUCGUCGAGGAGUUCGACCUCGAGCGGUACGGCCGAUACGGGCACAGCUCGUCGCGCGAGGGGCAGAAGCUGCCGGGGCCGACGCGCGGUGUGCUACGGGUGCUUUUCUGGGGGUUGAAUCUGAUUGUGCAUUUGCUGACGGCGCUGGUGAAGGUGCUGGCUUGGGUGUUGGUUAAUGUGACGAGGUGUGUGACGAGUCAGAAGUUUUAACUUGUUUGGAGGGGAUGUAGAUAUGCUAUAGUUACGCUAUGGUUAUGAACGUGGUUAUGCUAUUUAAUGAUCUCUUUUUGGUCUAUGGGUAUAUUUAGGUUGAUGGUUUAUUUACGAUGGGGUUUUAGCUAGCUGGGUCUGGUGUUUGUGUUUGUUUACGACUGUUUAUUAUCCUCUUUCUUCUUCUUCUUCUUCUUCUUCUUCUUUUUUUCUUUCUCGAUAUC